Molecule: messenger RNA, 1912 nt
Organism: Myodes glareolus (Bank vole)
Lineage: Eukaryota; Metazoa; Chordata; Mammalia; Rodentia; Cricetidae
Gene: Tmlhe
Product: trimethyllysine hydroxylase, epsilon
Biological process (GO): carnitine biosynthetic process
Cellular component (GO): mitochondrion
Molecular function (GO): iron ion binding; trimethyllysine dioxygenase activity
Source: RefSeq, a predicted model, not a curated record
GGCUGGGGGAGGGGGAACGGGAGUCAGUCGGCUUUGGGGGCAGGGUAGUAAAAAGCAAAAGGAGUGACUAGGCUGCGCUCCGGCCUCUCUGCUUGAUUUUGUCUCCGCAAACUUCUGAGUCGCAACCUCCAGCACAGGCCACUGUUUCCAUGGAUGGCUCCCAAGUACUAAAUGAGUAAGGCAAGAAUACUAAUGAAGACCAUUCCAUAGAGACCUGGAUUCUUCUGAUGACCAUUUUUGGCUUGAAGAUUCUCCAACAAUUUUGCUGAAACUAUACAACUGCAUUGCAGUUUAAGACCUUGCUUACAUCUCCUUCUUCAGGAAUUAGUUCUGCAUCAUGGAUGUGGUACCAUAAGUUGUUGCACCUACAAAGCAGGCUCCAGAAUUUGAUGAAGAGAGGAGACAUAGGUCAAGCUCUUCACCUGUCCAACUUUAAAAGUUUAUUUUCCUUAUCCAUCCAUUGGUGCCAUACAUUUUCCAAGUCUGUGAAUUGUACUUGGCUCCAACAUGAAGAUCAUUUGGAGCUGCAAUAUGCUAAUGCUGUAAUGCGCUUUGAUUAUGUCUGGCUUCGAGACCACUGCCGCUCUGCAUCGUGCUAUAAUUCUAAGACUCACCAGCGGAGCCUGGAUACUGCCAGUGUGGAUUUAUGUAUCAAGCCAAAGACCAUUCGACUGUAUGAAUCCACACUCUUCUUCACUUGGCCAGAUGGUCAUGUGACUAGAUAUGAUCUGGAUUGGCUGGUGAAAAAUAGCUAUGAAGUGCAGAAACUAAAGGUAAUUCAACCUAGAAUAUUAUGGAAUGCUAAACUCUACCAGCAAGCCCAAGUUCCAUCUGUAGAUUUCCAGAGUUUCUUAGAAACAAAUGAUGAACUGAAGAAGUUUCUGCAGAACCUUCUGCUAUAUGGAAUUGCAUUUGUAGAAAAUGUCCCUCCCACUCAAGAGCAUACAGAGAAGUUGGCAGAAAGGAUCAGUUUAAUCAGAGAAACCAUCUAUGGAAGGAUGUGGUAUUUCACUUCAGAUUUUUCCAGAGGUGACACUGCAUACACCAAGCUAGCUCUAGAUCGGCACACUGACACUACCUACUUUCAAGAGCCCUGUGGCAUUCAAGUUUUUCAUUGUCUUAAGCAUGAAGGAACAGGUGGGAGGACACUGUUAGUAGAUGGAUUCUAUGCAGCACAACAAGUACUUCAAAAAGCACCUGAGGAAUUUGAACUCCUCAGCAAAGUGCCAUUGAAGCAUGAAUAUAUUGAAAAUGUUGGAGAAUGUCACAACCACAUGAUUGGAAUCGGGCCAGUCUUAAAUAUCUACCCAUGGAAUAAAGAGCUCUAUUUGAUCAGGUACAACAACUAUGACCGGGCUGUCAUCAACACUGUUCCUUAUGAUGUUGUCCAUCGUUGGUAUACAGCACACCGAACUCUAACAACUGAAUUGAGAAGGCCUGAGAAUGAGCUUUGGGUCAAACUGAAGCCUGGAAAGGUACUGUUUAUAGACAAUUGGCGAAUCCUUCAUGGCAGGGAAUCAUUCACUGGUUACCGCCAACUCUGUGGCUGCUAUUUAACAAGAGAUGAUGUGCUAAAUACUGCUCGUCUCAUGGGCCUUCAUGCUUAAAAUUGAAAGCACUGGGAUUAUGAGUACACUUGGCAUCCUGGUACCAGAAUUUUGUAUCAACACAACAAUAUUGUGUCAAAAUUUGUUUCACUUUGUCUCCUUUCUAUUCUAUGAAACAGAAGAUUUUCCUUACUUUACCAGGAAAAACCUGUUAAAGAGGGGCUUUUAAAUUACCUAAUGGCAGCCAUCUACUAAGGUAACUGUCUUCUCAAGUUAUAUGAUCCUACUCUUUUCCAAACUUUUUGAUGUACCUAAUCACUGUAGUUAAGAAAUGUAAUCUCUAUAUUAAAAGGAAACUAAUAUUA